AAUUUGGUUUGCGUAACCACGAGGCACAAGGCCACAAGCGGAGCAGCAAUGCCAUCUUCACCCGCUGCACCAGCGUUUCAUUUUUCUUCUUCUUCAUUUAUUCUUCCUUUCAAUUAUUUCAUGCAUUUCUCUCUCUCUUUCUCUCUCUCUCUCUUAGCCGUUCUUUGUUAUUAACCUCUCUUCCGUUACCAUCUAUGCUUUGAUUUUGUUUUUAGGGGUUCUUCUCUUUCAGAUCCUGUAUGAUCGCCUUUUCUUUCUGAUUUUGUCUCUUCAAAAAAUUUCUGAUUUUUCAGGUGGUGUUGGUUUUGUAGGAUCUGCAGGCACGUUUGUGUUCUUGAAGCGGUUUCUACCCGUUUUGCUUAUUGAGGUGAAAUAUCACUGUGUUGUACCAUCAUUGGGACACUACAUAUUUAAUGUUACAUUAGAAAAUGUUGGAAGGAAACAACAGUAAUCCUCUACUUCCUGUUUUUGUGGAUGAUAGUCGUAUACCCUAUCAGAUCAAUCCUUCAAAUCAGCUGCAGUUAUUUGGUAAUUUUCCAGCUGGAUGUGGUGUUGAUCCAGUGAAUUAUUUUGGGAAUGAAAAUAUGGCCCCUAUGCUUCAGCCCAAUAAGAGAGGCAAGGAAACAGAAGAUUUCAGUAGACAGCAAAAACUACAGAUUUCCUUAAAUUAUAAUAUAUGUCAAGAUGAAGCUGACCGUUCAGCUAGCAUACCAAACCCAAACCCUGUAUCAACUGGGUUACGGUUAUCAUACGAUGAUGAUGAACGAAAUUCAUCUGUAACUUCUGCAAGUGGGAGUAUGACAGUAGCACCGUCAAUCAUCCUGUCCCUUGGUGACAAUAUUAGGACUGAGCUUGAUCGGCAGAAAGAAGAAUUUGAUCAGUAUAUUAAAAUUCAGGAAGAGCAUUUGGCAACGGGGGUGAGGGACAUGAAGCAGAGGCAUAUUGCUUCUUUCCUGGCUGCCAUAGAGAAGGGUGUAAGCAAGAAGCUGCGGGAAAAAGACCUAGAAAUAGACAACAUGAAUCGUAAAAACAAGGAAUUAAUUGAGAGAAUAAAGCAGGUGGCCAUGGAAGCUCAGAAUUGGCAUUACAGAGCAAAAUACAAUGAGUCAGUUGUGAAUGUUCUCAAGAGCAACCUCCAGCAGGCAAUUUCACAGGGUGCAGACCAAGGGAAGGAAGGAUUUGGAGACAGCGAGGUCGAUGAUGCUGCUUCUUACGUUGUCCCUAGCAGCUACCUGAACGUUACAGGUGGGCAUGCAAGACCUCUCACCAAAAAUUGUCAAGGUUUGAUUGAACACAUAACCUGCAGGGCAUGCAAAUCAAAGGAAGUGUGCAUGUUGUUGAUGCCUUGUAGGCAUUUAUGUUUAUGUAGAGACUGUGACAUGUUAAUCAAUGUUUGCCCUGUAUGCCAGUUGAUCAAAACUUCCAGCGUUCAAGUUUACUUGUCGUAAAUUAUCAAGUAAUCGUUCAAAAGUUACAUACAAUCUUGUUGCUGUGAGAUAUACGUUGACAGUUUCUUCCAUGACAUGAGUUGUACGUGGAGUAAACUCUAUUUCACAAAAUGAGGUAUGGGAAAUUAUAUUUUGGUA
This is a messenger RNA of Hevea brasiliensis (rubber tree), 1586 nucleotides long. RefSeq names its product BOI-related E3 ubiquitin-protein ligase 1. Gene Ontology annotation, molecular function: ubiquitin-protein transferase activity. NCBI's taxonomy places the organism in Eukaryota, Viridiplantae, Streptophyta, Magnoliopsida, Malpighiales, Euphorbiaceae. The transcript has 5 exons. The record is from RefSeq and is a predicted model, not a curated record. Bases 429 to 1448 code for a protein of 339 amino acids.